AUGCGUGUGAAGUCUAUCGUGAUCGAUGGGUUCAAAUCGUAUGCCCACCGUAAGGAGCUUGCCGACCUCAGUCCUCACUUCAACGCCAUCACUGGUCUUAAUGGGAGUGGUAAGUCGAAUAUCUUCGAUGCUAUUUGUUUCGUGAUGGGCAUUACAAACCUCAAACGUGUGCGGGCCGAGGAUCCUCGAGAGCUUAUUUUUCGUGCAGGUACCACAGGUGUUCACGCCGCGCGCGUCACCAUCGAGUUCAUCAACGACGACCCUGCAACCGCGCCUCCAGGGUACAGCUGCGAGGACUAUCCGAUCAUUACAGUUGGACGGCAGAUUAAAAUCGGCGGCAAACAGCAAUUCUUCUUUAACAACGCUGUCUCCAUGCAGAGCAAGGUGAAACGUUUCUUUGAAAGCACCAGUCUCAAUGUGGAUAACCCACACUUUAUGGUGUUGCAAGGAACAGUGCACAAGCUCAUCGACAUGCGCUCACAAGUAUUGCUUUCAUUGAUUGAGGAGGCUGUCGGUACAAAGGCGUUUGAUCACCGCCGCCGCGUCGCUGAGACACUCAUACGGAAUAAAGAAAAGAAGAUGUUGGAAAUUGACCAGAACAUGGAGACGCAGAUUGGACCCAUGUUGGAGGCCAUGAGGGCAGACCAAGAGGAAUAUAACCGCUUCCUCAAGGCCAGCGAAAAUUUGAACACGAAAAGGCGUUUUCAAGUUGCGUUUGAGUUCUGCGAGCGUAGUAGACUACUGCAGGAGAAGCAGGAAUCGAUGGAUCGCCGGAAAGAGGCUUCCGCCCACGCGAAGGAACAGCUCGAAGCAAUCCCCCAGCAGGAAGACGAGCUGACACGCCAACUGAUGCGUCUGCAGGAAAGCAUUCUCUCCCCAUCUGACGCCAUGGUUACGCUACACGAAAAGGAAGGCGAACUGAAAAAAAUCUCUAGUCGCUACCAGAGCCAGAUCGAUUCAUGCACCAAGAUGCUCAAGCAACUGGAGGGCCAACUAAAGGGACUGCGCCAGGAAAAGGAAAAACAGGCGAGGGCACAAGAAGAAUUUCUGAACCGUCGUAAGCAACACGAAACACUUCUUCAAAGCAUUGCACAGGAACGUAGUAGGGUGGAGAAGCUGCGUGUAGCGCUGCAGCUUGUCCAGUCUGGUGUUCGUGCUGGAACUUCUGGGCUUUCCCUUGCAGAGGAACUCAGCCAAGUCGAAAAUCAGAUUGUCCGUCUGGAUUCCAGAAUUCAACGAAGCAAGGAAAGUAUUGCGCAACUGACCUCUCAACUCCAAAACGCACAACAACGCCACUCUCAGCAGUCUGGACAGCUCCUGCACCUAAAAAACGAGCUAGGGCGGGCGCAGGCGAAGCUUGAUGCGACCUCAAAGCUUUAUGCUCCUCUAGCCCUGAAGGAAAGGCGUCUUGUCACGCUUGAGGACGCUAUUAGUAAGGCAAAGAUUGAGUUUCAGGAAGCCUACGACUCGUUUCAGCGCGAAGCUGCUACAUCCCGUAGCUUCGAAUUAGAGUUUGACCGUCGUGGGUGCCCAAAGGAUGUGGAGGAUAAAAUUUUAGGUCGCGUGGGCGAACUGAUUUACCCUAAAAAGGAAGCCCACAAGUUAGCGCUGAUGGUUGGUGCUCAGACCCAACUUCUUCGAGUCGUCGUCGAGGAUGACACGGUGGCUGAGUAUGUCAUCAAGCACGACCUACGUCAGAGAACUUCUUUCUUAGCCUUGAACCAACUACAAAAAAACCCCGGAAUCGAUCCAGCGCGCUUGGAAGCGGCGCGAAGGAUCACCGCAAGCAUGAACGGCUUUGUGUGUCUCGCAUCAGAGCUAGUAGAAUGCGUUGAUCCUGAUCGCAUGGCGGGUCUCGCGGAAAGCACAUUUGGGAACUUUCUUGUCUGCUCUAGUUUAAGUCUUGCUCAAGAGCUUGCUUACAACACGUCCGUUAAGUUCAAAGCAGUGUCACUGGAUGGUGAGGUGGCUGAACCCAACGGUCUCAUUACAGGUGGGUCUAUCAACCACUUGCGUGAUGUGUUUACCGAGCUCAAAACGUACAGGGAACGUAAGGCGCCUCUGCAAGCCAUGCGCAGGCAGUUAUGCGAGAUGGAGCAGGAAUAUUAUGCAGUACGAAGUGAGCUAGAACGGCAGAAAAACGUCCUGACAGAUCAUCGAAACGCAGAGGAAGCGGUUGAGGUGGUCAGGCAACGACUUUGUCUCGUCCAAGACAGCUCUAAAGGCAGUAUUGACGAAGUGGAGGCUCAGCUAACCUCUGAGCGGAAGGCUCUGUUGUCGGCCGAGAACGAGCGUUGUGAGUUGGUGGAACGCAAGCGGCAGAUCGAGGCGGAGGCUGCUAUCGACCCAGAUCACUCGCGUAAGGAACUGCAGAGCCAAAUGGGCGCCGCGGAGCGCACCCUGGCGAAGCUUUGCAAACAAGAAGAAGAGAAUGCAAGCGCGUUUGAACGGCUGGAAGCAGAUAUUGAACAACAGGCCAUGGAUCUUGCCACCAAAACACGCGAAGUUGAAGAAGAGUUGGCUCAACAACAGCGUGAUCGUGUCGUCUUACAAACACAGUUUAAACAAACGGAGGGGGAACUGGACAUGGUGCAGAAGCAGUGUAAACAGUGCGAAGCCCAGCAUAUGCAAGUAGAGAAGGAAAUUGAGGAGACACAAGCAGCAAUCACAGGGCUCACCGAGCGACGACAUUCGCUUGAAAACACCGUGAAAAACACUGAAAUCGAGUUAAGGGAGCUUAAUAAGACGAUUGAGGAGCUACAUCGAUGGGUGCGAGAACAGGAGAGACGCCAUGACUGGCUCGCGCAAGAGCGCCACCUGUUUGGCGACCCGAGCGGCCCUUUUUACUUCAACGACGCCGCGCGUACGCAGACGACACUCCAAGAGCUGCGUGAGGCAGAAGCUCAGACCGCGGUAAUGUCGCGUCGUAUGAACAAGAAGGCGACGAUUCUGUAUGAAGAGCGGAAAAAGGAGUACGACGAGCUUGCCAAGCAACGUGUUGCGCUCGGCGAAGACAAGGAGGCGAUCCAGCAGUGCAUCCGCGGGAUUGAGGUUAGAAAAUGGCAAGCCCUCGACCGCAUGGUGGGGGUCGUGAGCAGUAUAUUCGGAAAACUAUUUUCAACCUGCCUGCCUGGUGCAGCCGCUGAGCUGGUAGAAGAGCGAGACGAGCAUCAGCACCUCAGCGGACUAGCGGUUCGGGUGCUUUUCAACGGAAAAGUAAAGGCCUCCCUGUCUGAGCUCAGCGGCGGGCAGCGCUCCCUUCUGGCUUUGUGUUUGAUCUUGGCUAUUCUGCGUGUCCGUCCAGCACCGAUUUACAUCCUAGACGAGGUCGACGCUGCUCUGGACCCGAGUCAUACCCAGAAUAUUGGACGCAUGCUCCAGCUUUACUUUCCUACUUCACAGUUUUUAUUGGUAUCGUUGAAGGAUGGCAUGUUUAACAACGCAAACGUUCUCUAUCAUGUGCGCAACACUCAAGGCUACUCUGAAAUCACCCGUGUGGAAAAUCGGACGAAUAACGUCAUUGAUGGUACAGAUCGCGCAGAUAACCAAAGCCACAUGGCUGAGAUACUCUGA
This is a messenger RNA of Phytomonas sp. EM1, 3573 nucleotides long. Lineage: Eukaryota; Euglenozoa; Kinetoplastea; Trypanosomatida; Trypanosomatidae. The record is from the annotation of a GenBank genome assembly.